AUGGCCUUCCCCCUACACAGCUUCCAGCCCUGGGUGGACGAAGAGCUGGUGCAGGCCCUGCAGAGCGGCUCGGUGCUGCGCAAGGUCAAGUCUCGGAGCUGGAAGAAGCCGCGGCACUUCCGCCUGCAGGACGAUGGCAUGAGCGUCUGGUAUUCCCGCACCGACGGGGGCACCGCCAAGCUCAGCUUCUCGAUGGCGGACGUGGAGUCGAUCCGCGAGGGCGCGGAGUCGGAGGUGCUUCGCAGCCUGGCGGACGAGUUCCCCCCGGACCUGGGCUUCACGGUGGUCUUCCACGGCCGCCGCCCCAACCUGGACCUGGUGGCCGGCAGCGCCCAGGAGGCCCAGGCCUGGGUGCGAGGGCUGCGCGGCCUGCUGGACUUCGUCACCGGCAUGGACCAGCGGGAGAGGAGGGAUCAGUGGCUGAGCGACUGGUUCCAGCGGGCGGACAGGGACCAGGACGGGCGGAUGGACUUCCGGGAGGCCCAGCGCCUGCUUCGCCUCAUGAACGUGGCCAUGGACGCCCAGCGCGCCCUCACACUCUUCCAGGCAGCGGAUAAAUCCCAGACGGGGACCCUGGAGGGGGAAGAAUUUGUGGCGUUUUACCGGGCUCUGACAGAGCGGGAUGAAGUGUUGGAAUUAUUUCGGGCCUUCUCCGGCGACGGCCAGAAAAUGACCCUGCAGGAGCUGGAGGAUUUCCUGCGUCAAGAGCAGAGGGAAGGCGAGCAGGCCCCGGAUUUGGCACUGGACAUCGUCGCCCGCUACGAGCCGUCCGACACGGCCAAGGCCCGGCUCGUGCUCAGCGUGGACGGCUUCCUGGCCUACCUCUGCUCCCCCGACGGGGACGUGUUCGCGCCCGCCUGCCGCCCCGUCUACCAGGAUAUGAGUCGGCCGCUCUGCGACUACUACAUACACUCCUCUCACAACACCUACCUCCUGGGGGACCAGCUCCGCGGCCAGAGCAGCGUCGAGGGCUACAUACGGGCCUUGAAGCGCGGAUGCCGCUGUGUGGAGGUGGACGUAUGGGACGGGCCCGGGGGCGAACCGCUGGUCUACCACGGACACACGCUCACCUCCCGCAUCCUCUUCCGGGACGUGGUGGCCACCCUCGCCCAGUACGCCUUCCAGGCGUCCGAGUUCCCGGUCAUCCUGUCCCUGGAGAACCACUGCAGCUUGGAGCAGCAGGAGGUGGUGGCCCGGCACCUGACGGACAUUUUGGGGGAUCGCCUCGUCAGCACCACCCUGGACGGGCUGGUGCCCACCCGCCUGCCCUCCCCCGAGGAGCUGCGUGGGAAGAUCCUGCUGAAGGGGAAGAAAGUCGGGACCUUGGAAGAGGAGCUGGGAGAGCACCCGGGGGAGCCGGAGGAGGGAGGGGAAGAGGAGGAAGAGGAGGAAGAAGAGGAAGAGGAGGAAGAGGAGGAAGAAGAAGAGCCCGAGUCCAAGCCAGACCAGAGCCUGCGCAAUGAGGACAAGAGGAAGGAGAAGGAGUCCAAGACCAGGCUGUGCCCGGCGCUGUCUACACUGGUGGUCUACUUGAAGAGCGUCCCUUUCCACAGCUUCGCUCACUCGCGGGCCCACUACCGCCUCUACGAGACGUCGUCCUUCUCCGAGGCCAAGGCCCGACGCCUGCUCCGGGAGGCCGGUAACGAGUUUGUGCAGCAUAACGCGUGGCAGCUGAGUCGCAUCUAUCCCAGCGGGCUGCGCACCGACUCUUCCAACUACAGUCCCCGGGAGCUCUGGAAUGCCGGCUGCCAAAUGGUGGCCCUCAACAUGCAGCGAGCGGGAUUGGAGAUGGAUCUGUGCGACGGACUCUUCAGCCAGAACGGGGGCUGCGGUUACGUGCUGAAGCCGCCCUUCCUCUGCGACCCCUUCAGCUCCUUCCACCCUGCGCGGCCCCCCAGCCCCGACGGGGGCCUCACCCUCCUCAUCCAGGUGAUCAGCGGUCAGCAGCUUCCCAAAGUGGCCAGUCGGAAGGAGGGCUCCAUCGUGGACCCCCUGGUCCGAGUGGAGAUCCACGGGGCGCCGGGCGACAGCGCCCGACGGGAGACCAGCCACGUGGAGAACAACGGAUUUAACCCGCAGUGGGGGCAGACCCUGCGUUUCCGGGUGCGGGCUCCGGCCUUGGCCCUGCUGCGCUUCGUGGUGGAGGAUUACGACCGGACGUCACGCAAUGACCUCGUGGGCCAGUACACUCUGCCCUUUACUUGCCUCCAGCAAGGGUACCGCCACGUCCACCUCCUGUCCAAGGACGGGACCAGCCUCCACCCGGCCUCCAUCUUCGUGCGCAUCGGUAUCCGCGAAGGCCCGGAUGAGGACGAGGCCUGA
Messenger RNA from Tachyglossus aculeatus (Australian echidna), 2322 nucleotides. It is a transcript of the gene PLCD4, whose product is annotated as phospholipase C delta 4. Gene Ontology annotation, molecular function: phosphatidylinositol-4,5-bisphosphate phospholipase C activity; calcium ion binding. The coding region runs from base 1 to 2322 and encodes 773 amino acids. NCBI's taxonomy places the organism in Eukaryota, Metazoa, Chordata, Mammalia, Monotremata, Tachyglossidae. The transcript has 15 exons. The record is from RefSeq and is a predicted model, not a curated record. Gene Ontology annotation, biological process: intracellular signal transduction; lipid metabolic process.